UCCCCCCCAGCUCGCUCUCCGUCAGCCCGGCUCCCUCUCCCUCUCCCCGUCUCCGGCCUCGGCUUCCUCUCCCGCACCUGGGCGCACGCACCUGCUGGGGCCGCUCCCGCUCCCUCCGCCCCGCUCCCCCUCCCUCCUUUCCCGCCGGGCCCGAAGGCUCGGGCCGGGCCGCGGGCGCCUCGCGGCUGCGUCACCGCCGCCCCCCAGACAAGAUGGACACCGCGGAGGAAGACAUAUGUAGGGUGUGUCGAUCAGAAGGAACACCUGAAAAACCUCUUUAUCAUCCUUGUGUAUGUACUGGCAGUAUUAAGUUUAUCCAUCAGGAAUGCUUAGUUCAGUGGCUGAAACAUAGUCGGAAAGAAUACUGUGAAUUAUGCAAGCACAGAUUUGCUUUUACACCAAUUUAUUCUCCAGAUAUGCCUUCACGGCUUCCAAUCCAAGAUAUAUUUGCUGGACUGGUUACAAGCAUUGGCACUGCAAUACGAUACUGGUUUCAUUAUACACUUGUUGCCUUUGCAUGGUUGGGAGUUGUUCCUCUUACAGCAUGCCGCAUCUACAAGUGCUUGUUUACUGGCUCCGUGAGCUCACUACUGACACUGCCACUAGACAUGUUGUCAACGGAAAAUCUGUUGGCGGAUUGUUUGCAGGGUUGUUUUGUGGUAACAUGCACACUGUGUGCGUUCAUCAGUCUGGUGUGGCUGCGAGAGCAGAUAGUCCACGGAGGAGCACCAAUCUGGCUAGAGCAUGCUGCCCCGCCUUUCAUCGCUGCUGGGCACCAUCAAAAUGAGGCUCCAGCAGGAGGAAAUGGUGCAGAAAAUGUGGCUGCUGAUCAGCCUGCUAACCCGCCAGCUGAGAAUGCAGUGGUUGGGGAGAACCCAGAAGCGCAGGAUGAUCAGGCAGAAGAGGAGGAGGAAGAUAAUGAGGAGGAGGAUGACGCAGGUGUGGAAGAUGCUGCCGAUGCUAACAAUGGAGCCCAAGAUGACAUGAACUGGAAUGCUUUAGAAUGGGACCGAGCUGCAGAGGAGCUUACAUGGGAAAGAAUGCUAGGACUUGAUGGGUCACUGGUUUUUCUGGAACAUGUCUUCUGGGUGGUGUCUUUAAAUACACUGUUCAUUCUUGUUUUUGCAUUUUGCCCUUAUCAUAUUGGUCACUUCUCCCUUGUUGGUUUGGGAUUUGAAGAACAUGUUCAGGCAUCUCACUUUGAAGGCUUAAUCACAACCAUAGUUGGAUAUAUACUCUUAGCAAUAACACUGAUAAUUUGUCAUGGUUUGGCAACGCUUGUGAAAUUUCAUAGAUCUCGUCGCUUGCUAGGAGUCUGCUAUAUUGUUGUUAAGGUCUCUUUGUUAGUGGUGGUAGAAAUUGGAGUGUUUCCUCUCAUUUGUGGCUGGUGGCUGGAUAUCUGUUCCUUGGAAAUGUUUGAUGCUACUUUAAAAGAUCGAGAACUGAGUUUUCAGUCAGCUCCAGGGACUACGAUGUUUCUACAUUGGCUAGUCGGGAUGGUGUAUGUGUUCUACUUUGCCUCCUUCAUUUUGUUACUGAGAGAGGUACUUCGACCUGGUGUUUUGUGGUUUCUAAGGAAUUUGAAUGAUCCAGAUUUUAACCCAGUACAAGAAAUGAUCCACUUACCUAUUUAUAGACAUCUCCGAAGAUUUAUUUUGUCAGUGAUUGUCUUUGGCUCCAUUGUACUCCUGAUGCUUUGGCUUCCUAUACGCAUAAUUAAGAGUCUACUGCCUAAUUUUCUUCCCUACAAUGUCAUGCUCUAUAGUGAUGCUCCAGUGAGUGAACUGUCCCUUGAGCUGCUUCUGCUUCAGGUUGUCUUGCCCGCGUUACUGGAGCAAGGACAUACGAGGCAGUGGCUGAAGGGGCUUGUGCGAGCGUGGACGGUUACUGCUGGGUACUUGCUGGAUCUUCAUUCCUAUUUAUUGGGAGACCAGGAAGAAAAUGAGAACAGUGCAAACCAACAAGUUAACAAUAACCAGCAUGCUCGAAAUAAUGCUAUUCCUGUGGUUGGGGAAGGCCUGCAUGCAGCCCACCAAGCCAUACUCCAGCAGGGCGGUCCCGUCGGCUUUCAGCCUUACCGCCGGCCUUUACAUUUUCCACUCAGGAUAUUUCUGUUGAUUGUCUUCAUGUGCAUAACAUUACUGAUUGCCAGCCUCAUCUGCCUUACUUUACCAGUAUUUGCUGGCCGUUGGUUAAUGUCAUUUUGGACGGGGACUGCCAAAAUCCAUGAGCUCUACACAGCUGCCUGCGGUCUUUACGUUUGUUGGCUAACCAUAAGGGCUGUGACAGUGCUGGUGGCAUGGAUGCCCCAGGGGCGCAGAGUGAUCUUCCAGAAGGUUAAAGAGUGGUCUCUCAUGAUAAUGAAGACUUUAAUAGUUGCGGUACUACUGGCUGGAGUUGUCCCACUCCUUUUGGGGCUCCUGUUUGAGCUGGUUAUUGUUGCUCCCCUGCGUGUACCUUUGGAUCAGACUCCUCUUUUUUAUCCAUGGCAGGACUGGGCACUCGGAGUCCUGCAUGCCAAAAUCAUUGCAGCGAUCACGCUGAUGGGGCCUCAGUGGUGGCUAAAAACUGUCAUUGAACAGGUCUAUGCAAACGGCAUCCGGAACAUUGACCUUCACUAUAUCAUUCGUAAACUGGCAGCUCCAGUGAUCUCUGUGCUCUUGCUUUCCCUCUGUGUACCUUAUGUCAUUGCUUCAGGCAUUGUCCCUCUACUAGGUGUUACUGCGGAAAUGCAAAACUUAGUCCACCGGCGGAUUUACCCAUUUUUACUCAUGGUUGUGGUCCUGAUGGGAAUCCUGUCCUUCCAGGUCCGCCAGUUUAAGCGCCUUUAUGAACACAUUAAAAAUGACAAAUACCUUGUUGGGCAGCGCCUGGUGAACUAUGAGCGGAAAUCUGGCAAGCAAGGCACAUCUGCGCCACCUCCACCGUCGUCCCAAGAAUAAAGUGGUUGUCUCACCUCCUUGACCUCCCCUUGCCUUUACGUGUCCUUUUUUGUGGACUUCUCACUUUGGAGAUUUUCCCCGUGAUCUCUCAGCAUUGUUUUUAAGUUAAAUGUACUUGACUUGUGUCCUCAGCAUUCAGAGAGCAGCUCUAAGCUCUGCUGCUCUUCCUGCAUCUGCCGCCAUCACUGCUGUCUGAGAUCUGUAUAUGUGUAAAUAGAAGCUCCCUGAUGCCCCGAAACCUUGGAUUAAACAGAAUGUGCAUUGUACAUCUUUAAACAAAAUGUAUAUUAAUUUAUUAAAUCUGGUUGUCACUUUACUUUGGACCUGCUGUGAUCUCGACAGGAAACAUGCCACAGAGCAGUUUGUGCACAGGCGAAACUUUCCACCAACGCCAUGGAGCGCAGUUGGUGGAGCGCAGUUCUAGCAACCCCAGUGAACUGUACGUUGUUCUGUCUUUCUCCACUAUUCUGACCUUACCAAGAACCUAAAAGGAAACAAGCAGAAAUGUACCACAGAGUGAGUGUCUGUGGUAACAGAAAAUGAACUUGGCGCUUCACUGGCAGUCGUUUUGAGGAAAUUAUUUUGUAUAACACCAAAGCUGUUGUACAUUUUCUACUGCCUGAUGUUUUUCAUGUGUCUGUGUUUGUAAUAUUGUAUAGUAUCUUGUGCUAGGUGAAAAGAUUGUUUUAAAUUUUGAUAAUUUAAUAUUCCUAAUGAUCAGCAUUGGGAGUUGGGUUUUGUGCUUGUUAGGGGCAUGUCUAUAACUUAGAAGAUAAAAAGGUACAAAUGGAGAUUUCCAUUAGUUUCCCUCCUCCUUCCAUGCAGCUUUUUUUGUUAGCAGCUGCCGAGAGGCAUGCACGAUCAUAAAUCUUAGAGUAACAUCACUGGCCACACCACUGACUAGAUGGAGGCAGUUCUCACAUGCUUAGGAAGUGUGCUGUGCUGUAGUCUUGGGUGACAGAAGUAGAGAAGUUGGGUUGGAGCCCGGCCCUGCUGGCUAGCGCAGCAGUGGCAGGGUAAAUAUUAGAGUCCAUUUCUUCAUUUGCAUCAGUGAAUCCCAAAGUUUCCACAGCUUUUUGUUUACAGAAUAAAAUUGCAAAUAAAAACCAAUUUUUAUUUCUCUAGAAGGAAACUUGCUGAGCUGGCCUUUUAACAUAGGAAUGUAUUCCAUUGAGACUGCUAUAAAAAUCUCAGAGAACUAAACACUAAAAUCUGGUUUGAAGUAUAGAGGACUGGAAUGAUUAGCACAUGAUCUAAGUAUUGAGUAAUCUAGUAAAGGAUAGUGUUGGUUUGUGAGUGACAACUUAAAGAGUUUUCAUGGACAAAUGAAUUUCCAUUAUAGUAUUAUAGGUUAAAAUCUGAAAAUCUUUUAAAAAAAUGUAUGUCAGCCAAACAUAAGCUACGAAGAUUAAGAGGGAAAUGUUAUUGUGGGCUUUUUAAAAAUAAUUUUUCCCUAAGCAUUAUAAGCAAACACUUUAAAAUAUAUUUUGAACGUCAGUAUAUGAGAAAGUGCUUGACAUAGGGGUCAGUGUUAACACCACUUUGCAGCAGCCUUUCUUUGCCUUUCUAGCAAGCCUGCCUUUAUUCAGCUGUGCAGUCCCACCGAGAACAGCAGCAGCCUUCUACAUAAGCUACAUAAGCUGUUCUCUUUAAAUAUUAGUGAUUUGCUUUUUGAAAUUGAAUUUUAAAGGCUUUCUAAGUCUUGAUAUAAAAUUGUUAGAAUGCAUUAACAGAGCUCUAGGCAGAUACUACAGGUUAAAAGUGGUUUAUUCUAUGAAGUUUUAAGUGACUCUUACUAGCUGCUACGUAUUUUACUGGCAGAUAGCUUUGUGUCGUCUUAGUGAGGAAUGUCCCUAGGUGUCGUGCUCUGUCUUACUGUUUUCAGAAAGAUGGGUCUUCUGGUGAGGAAAGCAUUCUUGGCCCACCUAACUCAAGUCUGCUCCGGCCACAUUCAGGCCUCAACACUACCCAGUAGUAAGUAUUUAAACCCCACGGUUCAGAAGGUGCUCAUAUUGGUGCCCUUCUCCACAUAGGACUUACAGCAUUUGCAGUGUCAUUCUGUUUCCUUUUACAUUAGGCUAAACCUGUCUUCAGGAGGUUUAUUUACUUGAAAAGAAGACCUCUUUGCUCUUUGUUUACUAUGUAGAAACCGAAGACAAAUCAACCUUUGGGCAGAGUUUCAUAGCUAGUUAUCAAAUGGUCAUGGUAUGAAGCAUGCAAUGCUUCAUCAUUAGGAAAUUGUGUUUGUUUUUUUAAACUAUAAAGUACUAACAGUUGAGAUGAAAAUGAGCAAAAUGCCAAUUGAAGUGUUUGUAUAGCUAGCCGUAAAGCCUCCAUGUUUUUAGGUCUUGAUUUUUAUUGUUUCCUGUUCUCUGGUGAAACAGAGGAGACAUCUUGAUUCCAGAUGUAAACUAGUUAUUUUUAUUUCAACACUUUAAUAGAACUGCUGUUACUGGAAUCUUUUUCUUUCCCUCACACACAUAACAGAAUAACUUUCUCUCCAAUGAAUGGUCCCAGAUAUGUCAUUUCUGUAGUGGAAAAAUACUAUUAAAGACUAAUUGCUGAAUU
Dipodomys spectabilis (banner-tailed kangaroo rat) is the source of this 5510-nucleotide messenger RNA. It is a transcript of the gene Marchf6, whose product is annotated as membrane associated ring-CH-type finger 6. Lineage: Eukaryota; Metazoa; Chordata; Mammalia; Rodentia; Heteromyidae. Bases 213 to 2942 code for a protein of 909 amino acids. The record is from RefSeq and is a predicted model, not a curated record. The transcript is spliced from 26 exons. Gene Ontology annotation, cellular component: endoplasmic reticulum membrane. Gene Ontology annotation, molecular function: zinc ion binding.